AUGGUCUCGAGUAAAAAGUCCUGCCCAAGAGCAUUCGCCAGCCAGGAAGGCCACGGCGCCCCCAGCGAGCCAGGAAAGCCGCGGCGCCCCCAGCGAGCCAGGAAAGCCGCGGCGCCCCCAGCGAGCCAGGAAAGCCGCGGCGCCCCCAGCGAGCCAGGAAAGCCGCGGCGCCCCCAGCGAGCCAGGAAAGCCGCGGCGCCCCCAGCGAGCCAGGAAGGCCGCGGCGCCCCCAGCGAGCCAGGAAGGCCGCGGCGCCCCCAGCGAGCCAGGAAGGCCGCGGCGCCCCCAGCGAGCCAGGAAAGCCGCUGCACACCCAGCGAGCCAGGAAAGCCGCUGCACACCCAGCGAGCCAGGAAACCCGCAAGCCAGGAAAGCCGCGGCGCACCCAGCAAGCCAGGAAAGCCGCGGCGCACCCAGCAAGCCAGGAAAGCCGCAAGCCAGGAAAGCCGCGGCACACGCAGCGAGCCAGGAAAGCCACGGCACACCCAGCGAGCCAGGAAACCCGCAAGCCAGAAAAGCCGCGGCACCCCCAGCAAGCCAGGAAAGCCGCGGCACCCCCAGCAAGCCAGGAAAGCCGCGGCACCCCCAGCAAGCCAGGAAAGCCGCGGCACCCCCAGCAAGCCAGGAAAGCCGCGGCGCACCCAGCAAGCCAGGAAAGCCGCGGCACCCCCAGCAAGCCAGGAAAGCCGCGGCACCCCCAGCAAGCCGCGGCACCCCCAGCAAGCCGCGGCACCCCCAGCAAGCCGCGGCACCCCCAGCAAGCCAGGAAAGCCGCGGCACCCCCAGCAAGCCAGGAAAGCCGUGGCGCACCCGCCAAGCCAGGAAAGCCGCGGCGCACCCGCCAAGUCAGGAAAGCCGCGGCGCACCCGCCAAGUCAGGAAAGCCGCGGCGCACCCAGCAAGCCAGAAAAGCCGUGGCGCACCCAGCAAGCCAGAAAAGCCGUGGCGCACCCAGCAAGCCAGAAAAGCCGUGGCGCACCCAGCAAGCCAGAAAAGCCGCGGCGCACCCGUCUGA
Messenger RNA from Rana temporaria (common frog), 1014 nucleotides. RefSeq names its product basic salivary proline-rich protein 3-like. The transcript is spliced from 2 exons. The coding region runs from base 1 to 1014 and encodes 337 amino acids. The record is from RefSeq and is a predicted model, not a curated record. Lineage: Eukaryota; Metazoa; Chordata; Amphibia; Anura; Ranidae.